This is a messenger RNA of Hypoxylon fragiforme, 1459 nucleotides long. RefSeq lists its product as uncharacterized. The record is from RefSeq and is a predicted model, not a curated record. The coding region runs from base 49 to 1158 and encodes 369 amino acids. Lineage: Eukaryota; Fungi; Ascomycota; Sordariomycetes; Xylariales; Hypoxylaceae. The transcript has a single exon.
UAGCAUCCCCAAACCCACCCGCAAGACGUCAGUGCAGUCUCCUCUACAAUGGCAUCCGCACUCACCUCCUACCUCUUCGCGACCCUCUUCUUCGCCCUUGCCAUCCAAACCCCCCUCAAAACCCCGCGCAGCACCCUCAGCAUCCUACAUGUCAUCGCCACCCUGCACACCCUCACCAGCCCGAUCCCGCAUCUAGGCCCUUACUACCACCUGUGGCCGUCCUUCGUCAUCUGGAGUACCCUGCACACAAUCUCAAUCCUCUUCUUCGAGCGCGGCCGCGUCACCUACGUGUCCGCCACCACUCUCGAGGACCGCCUCGCCUCGACCUUCUGGCUCUGGAGCAACAUCCGCCGCGUCCCCAUCGCGCCCCCGAAGGCCCGCCCCAGCAGCAGCAGCAGCAGGGAGGACGAGUACCGCGCGCGCGCGCGCUUCGGGAUCACUAAAUUCGUCCACCUCCUCGUCCUCGUCGGCGCGCACUACGCCAUCAACACCUUCAUCACCACCACGGUGCGAAACAUCCACCUCCGCGCCGCCGACUUCGCCCCCGAGAAGCAAGCCCUGCUCCCCGCCUCCCUCUCACCCCGCGACCUCUACCUCCGCACCAUCAUCUCAUCCCACUGGAUAUGGAGCACGUACAGCCUGCUGACCGCCGCGCACAACGUCCUCUCUAUCUUAUCCGUCACCCUCUUCGGCUGGUCCCAGCCAGCCGAGUGGCCGCCUCUCUUCGGCAGCCCCGGCGCCGCCUACUCGCUGCGCCGCUUUUGGGCCGUCUUCUGGCAGGGGCUGCACCGCGCGCCGUUCGCGGCGUUCAUGCCCGUGUGGCUCAGGGGUAAGAAUAAGAAGAAGAAUAGUCGGUGGCACUGGAACGCGCUGCGCGCGCUGUGGAUGUUUGUUCUUUCGGCGCUGUGCCACGCGCUCGUGGACUUCGUGCAGACGCGGCGGAACCUGCUGGCGCAGGAGCUUGGGUUCUUUCUUACGAAUUACGUGGUGGCGUGCUUAGAGACGGCCGUUGGCGGGUGGAUUGGGAGGAGGCUGAAGAAGCAGGGGAUGUCGGAGGAGGCAAGGCGGGGGUUGGGGUAUCUGUGGGUUGGGCUGUUCUUUUUCUGCAUGGUGCCGGCGUGGAAGUAUCCUCUCCUCCAGGCUUAUUUGGGCAUGUAGGGAAGGGCUUAGGUCAUGUGUAGGUACAUACCUAUGUACCACGCUUCGAAUGGGAAUAUGAAUCAAUUUGUAUACAGUUAUAUAGACACAUCAACAGUAGUCACCACUGACCAGUCCAAAAUACCGCCUAGGUACGCUACCUAGGUAUGCAUGAGUACAAAUUGCUACAUACCUAGGUAGAUAAUGCCAUUAUUAUUACAUUUACCUACAAUCUCAGCCAUCCCCAACAACGACGACCCACACACACCCUCUCCUUUCCUUUCUCAAGCGACACAGGAAGCUCAGCUCCCGUAGAAUAGGG